CACCUCUCAACUUUGAGAUUUGAGUAACUCAAUAGAAAGCAAUUACAGAGUACAAUAAAAAGGGGGAGAUGUAAACUGAUUAGUUUUUAUAACCCUGAACAAUCUGAAAAAUUACAUGUUCAACAAAAAUAUCUGAACUGUUGGAACAGUCAAAGGGACAAUUUAAUUCAUAAGCCCACCAAACCACUAACAGCAAAUGGCAGCAUCCAGAAAAUAUGUGAACUAUUCCAUAUCCUGUGGCUCAGCUGAAGAUUUUGAACAUAGUUGUGUCCCCUGCUUAUCUGAUGGCCAGCACCUGGAAGCAUGUGCAUUCUGCGUGGAAUGUGACGAACACCUGUGCAAUACCUGUCUACAAUGUCACAGAAAAACCAAAGCGUCAAAACAUCACCAGUUACUCACUGGGAAAAUUAUGAACAUGCAUUUGGAAUCAGCUAAAACCACAGAAGUUAUUUUCGAGAAAUGUGCUACACACAACGAUGCAAAGAUCAAAUUUUACUGCAAUCAACAUGAUUUCCUUGGUUGUUCUGAAUGUUUUACACAUAAUCACAAGAAAUGUGACCUGGAUUAUUUACCUGAAAAAUGUAAAAAUAUAGAUCAGGAGUACACAGAUAUCAGAAAGAAAUUGAAAAAGAAACUUAGCGAUGCUGAGGAUGUAAUGCAAAAGGCUGAAUAUACAGACAACCAGAUAGAAGAGAGCUACGUUUCAGUUGUAGAGAAAAUAAACAUAUUUAGAGAAGAGAUAGAUAACCAGUUAGAUGCUAUCCAAAAGAAGACUGAGACAAAUGCCUGCGAAAUGAAAGCAAAAAAUGAACAGAAAGUGAAAGAUGUAACUAUAUCAUGUGAAGAGUACAUAUCAGAGAUGGAGAAGCUGCAGACCAGUCUGAGACGAAACAAUACAAGAAAACAAAUUUGUAAAUUGUUCCUUAAUAUACAGAAAGCAAAAUCUACCUUACAAUCAGAGGAAGUACAAAAUGUUGAAAAAUCAUUAUAUAACAUAAACACUCAAUUUAGUAUGGAAUGCUACAGCAAAGAUUUUUCAAAGGUUUUCCUUGUACAAAGUUUUGGUGACUUGAAAGAAUUAUCAACAGUUGUGGAAACACCAAGUCCAAGAGCAGAUUAUGAAUCCAACUUGGGACCUUUUGCUGACAAAGCAAAUGUGGAAACACCAAAUCUUGAUACAGACUUUAAACUGAAUCAUCUAAACUAUGAAGGACAUCUUGAUGUAAGAUCGGGAACUGAUGUUGUCUGUAAUAUUAUAGCUUGUGCCGUGGUAUCUCCAGACAAGCUUGUGCUGGCUGAUGACAGCAAUGACAAGAUAAAACUUGUGGACUUAACAACAAAUACUGUAACAGAUGAGGUUUCUACAGACAGGCAUAUUCAUGAUGUUACUGCCCUACCUGGGGAGCGAGUUGCAGUGACAGUAGGCAAUAAGGUAACUUUCGUCUCAGCAUCGGAAAAACUGGAAAUUUACAAUAUCACUCCUCUUAUAUCUGAAUGCAGAGGGAUAUCAUAUAAUGGGAAUUCUUUAUAUGUGGUGUGUUUGAAUCCAGACAGAAUAAUUGAACUGGAUGUGUAUGGUGUUUACAAGCAAACAAUCUCACUGAAUUUUGAAGGUGUGGAUCACAUAACUACCAGUCCAGAUCACAAGUUUCUAUAUCUGAGUUACUACUGUAUCACUUAUUGCAAAAAUGUAAUUGUUCGUAAAACAACACAAGGUGAAGAGUCUGUAUUCAGCAGCAAACAGAUCAGGGGACCUUUGGGAAUGAAGGUACUGGAUGAUGGCUCUGUACUGGUGUGCUCAUUCUACAACCAAUCAAUUCAUCAUAUUGAUGCAGACUUCAAACAUGGCAGGAGGAUAGAUGGUGUGCACAAUCCUCAGGGUAUAGGCUAUAAUAAAACCACUAGGAAAGUGUAUGUCUGUCUCAGCAACAGUAAUAAAUUGACAAUUUUCAGUGUACAGUAGCAUCAAGGAUUAUAAACUACAUCAUGGCCGGUGCAAGGACUGAAGGAGAACUUUGACAGUAGAUUUAUUAUAGAAAUUAUUCUCCUUUUUUUCUCAGUUUUACACAUGUAGAGAAUUUGUAAAUUAUGUGCCAAGUAAUGACUGUUACUUUGAGUAUGUCAAAUGUUUCUGUUUCCAACAGAACCACUUACAGUGAAAUUUAGUCCCAUUUCAACAAAUUGUUUAAAGUUUUUUCAUCAGAGGCACCACCCACAAAUUUAACCAAAGCAACAUACAAGCUUUUAGAGUCAACUAGGUAUUACCCCAUCAUUAAAUGUUUUGUUUAAUCUAAGUAUUAGCUUAUAAAACUGAUCUUUUUAUUUUAAAACACAUUACUCAAUGACUUUCAUUUCAACUGUAUACUAGCAUUCAUGCAUUCCAGUUCUAAUUUCUUAACAAUUACUAACUUUGCAAACAUUUGUUAACCCUUAUUAUGCUGAACACGAUUGAUUCUGUCUUUGCGACCAGUGCAGAUCAUGAUCAGCUUACACAUCUAUGCAGUCUGAUUGUGAUCUACACUGUUUGCCAUUCAGUCAGUAUCUUUUUGGUAUGCACCACUUUUAACAGUUACUGGUACUGUCCAAAUUGAAAGAUGGACAAGUUCAUUAUAAAAAUAUAGCAGGAUAAGGGUUAACUUAUUUGAUGAAAUUUUGAUGAAAGGCAUCAUAAUUAAGUUUCCUAGCAUAAAAAGUAGUCUGCAGAAAACAUUUUAUCAUUUUCUUUACUUAAGUGUAAGUGCUGUACAUUUGUAUUUUUUAACAAAACAUCUUUUUAAAAGUGCUGUAUUUUUUUAACAAAAUGUCUAUCUGGUUGAUAACAGAUGUAAUGGAUGACAUCACAUGUAAAGCCUGUUAUGUUUUUAACGUGAAAUACCUCAUGUUACAGCGUAUGUAAUAUGUAUCAACCACCAUUUAGCAAAUAAUAUUUCCUAUGACCACUAAAUUCAGUUAUCUGGAUUUAACUAUAAGCUGUGAUAUCUUGUGACCAAUCAAAUCAAAUUUCUUUUACGAAAUAAAAUUGGAGUUAUGAUAAAUACAACAAUACAGGACUUCUGAAUUUCUCUCUGUGUAUAUUUAGUUAAGAGGUUUUAAACAAGCUCAUAUUGUAUUGCCAAUCUACCAUCUCUGAAUCACCUUUUGUUGACAUUGAAUGUGUUAAAUCUAGGCUUUCUUUUAAACAUCUUCUAUCAGUUAUUCUUGCUGCUAUGUAUAUAUUUAUAACAUAUUUCAUAUGUAAAUAUACAUUUUAAGUUUUAAAAUACUUUUUAAGACAUAAUCAUUUACACAAUGAAGUUCUAUUAAUAUAGCAAUUUUGAAACAUUAAUUUCAUUAUAACAUGUAAUAACUUAUUUCGAAUGUACAUUU
Mercenaria mercenaria is the source of this 3366-nucleotide messenger RNA. RefSeq lists its product as uncharacterized. The record is from RefSeq and is a predicted model, not a curated record. The coding region runs from base 197 to 1963 and encodes 588 amino acids. The transcript has 2 exons. Gene Ontology annotation, biological process: positive regulation of DNA-templated transcription. Gene Ontology annotation, cellular component: chromatin; nucleoplasm. NCBI's taxonomy places the organism in Eukaryota, Metazoa, Mollusca, Bivalvia, Venerida, Veneridae. Gene Ontology annotation, molecular function: ubiquitin-protein transferase activity; protein binding.